AUGGAAACUUCAACUUUUAGCUUAUUAUUGAAGACAUCGAAACUGUGUUAUGCUCAAGAAGAGGAAGAAGAAGAGACGAAGGAUAGCGAUGAAACCGAAACCGCAAUUGAGGUAGAAGAAAAUGAAACUACUGAGAAUGGUAUGCCUGGAGAUUAUCCAGACGGCACAUCGGAAGAAGAAGAAGGAGCAGCAGCAGUAACCGAACAGCCGGAAAACACAGAAGAUGAUGAUGUCGCAAACAUGGUGUUAGAUGAAGAAAUGGAGAAAGCAGCAUUAAAAAUUCAGUCAAAAUUUCGCGGUCAUAAAACACGAAUAGGGGUUAAAAGAAAUGAUUCCCAAAGUGGAACAACCAAAAUUGCUGAUGAAUCAAAACAAGAAAAAGAUUCCACAAAAGACGUCGACGAAGAGAUUGCUAACAUGGUCUUGGAUGAUGAAAUGGCUAAAGCGGCAUUAAAAAUCCAAUCAACAUUUCGUGGUCACAAGACGAGAAAAGAUAUAAAGAAGAAUGAAAAUUCUGAUAAGAAAAACAAUGAAGAAGAAGAAAAAUCAGAAGAAAACGAAAAUCUAAAGAAUGAAGAGGCAACACAAUCUUCAUCCACAGAAAAAAGUGCAAAGCAAUUACAGGACGAAGAAGAUAUCGCGAAUCUUGUUAUGGAUACUGAAAUGGAACAAACCGCUUUGAAAAUUCAAUCCGCUUUUCGAGUGAAAUCUCGAAAAAAAUUGCAGAAAGAAAAUGAAAGUUCAACUCGUGAUAAUAGUGACGACGAAGAACAUGAUGAUAAAGAAGUAAAAAAGCAGUUAAACUCGAACGAAGAUCCAUUUAAACAACAACAAAUGAACGAAGAUUUCGAAAGUGUUGGAGAAAAAAGUUCGGAAGAAAAAAAUUCAGAUUCCUUUAUCAUGGCAAAUUAUUGUUAUCCAGUUGAAGAAAGUUAUUAUAUAGAGCGCUACGAUAGCUCAGACUACGAGCCAUUAGAGACAUCGAACUAUGAAAUUAAUUUAAUGCAAGGUGGUGGAACGUUUCCUGAGCUAUCUGGUGAAUCAUCAGAACUAUUAACAAGCAAUUCAAAUGAAGAAAAAAAUCCUGAACGCAAUAAUUCGCUUGAUACGAUUUCGGCCCGCGACGUCUAUGAAACUUCAUUCACUAAACAAGAGCUUACCAAUUUAAUUUAUGAUGAGAAAAUUACCGAAAAUUUUUAUUUCAAUGGAAAGAAAAACUCAGCUGAAGAAUUGUAUUAUUCUUUGAAGAAGAAUGAGCUCGAAACUCAAAGAAACCAUUCACAUAACAAACAAUUAAAUAUUGAGAUGCAGUCGUCAUUUGAUGAGAAAGCAGAUGAUUUUAAUGAGGAUUCGCUUCCUGGGAAAACGUUUAAUGACAACAUAGAAAAUAAAUCAGACGAAGCUACAGCCGAGAAAUAUGAUGAAGACGAUGAUGAUGUUGUGAUUGGUGCUAGAGUGCGACCCACAACAAUGAAGCGAUUGCAAUAUGGAAUGAGUAUGGAUGAAAGAUUUUUGGGCUCAACUUUGAGUCAAAAUUAUUCAGAAAAUUCGCAGAAGGAUGUUUAUCCUAAUGACAGAUUCAAUCCAGUGUUGGAAGAAAGAAUAAGAAGUCAAUAUUUUCUGGAGAAGUUACAUGAGAAGUCAACAAGCGAUGAAGAUAAUAAAUGUAAUUCUGAAGAUUUAUUUGAUGGUACUGGCGAUGAAGAUCAGUUUGAUGAUUUCUAUAAUUCGGAAAACCUCAGAAAAAAAAUAAUGGCAUCUUCAUUUUCAAUCACUGAUUCAGAUUAUUAUGAUCCAGUGAAUAUUCAAUCAAUAAUCGAAGAUGAUAAAAUUCGUACAGCUUUAGAAACGAUUCAUUCAACAGAUUCUGAAUCAACAAUUGCAUCAGCAGCUACGAAAAUUCCUUAUGAAGAUAGGAAGAAAAUGAAGCAUAAUAACAAUAGUACAUCACAAUCCAUGCAAUAUUCAUCAAUUGGGAAUUCUGCUAUUGAUAAAUCUCUUGAAGAUUUUAUCCAAUCUCAAGAACUUCGAAUUGAUCGAUUUGAUGAAGACGAUGAAGAAUACGACAGCCCACUCUUAAGGGAACCACAAAGCACUGAUAUAUGGACAAACGAUCCAACAAUUUACACAGACUCUGAAAAAAGAAUUGUUGUUGGAAUAAAAAUGAAACAGAAAAAUUCUUCCCUGACGGUCGAUGAACGACGUCGUACACUUCAUAGGGAAGAUGCCAUUCAACGAAACAGCACAAGAGAAGAUGAAGAUUCAUCAAAGUCUUCAGAUGCUCCAGGAAAGAAACUCGUUGAUAAGAAAGACGCAAUUAUCGAGGGAGUUGUAGCACCGUUUGCUACUCAAGACUUGGUGAUCAAUACAGAAAAUUCUGUACUUACUUUGGAUAUACCAUCGAAACCAAAACCCGCGAAUCAAGUUCCUGUUAAAGCAUAUAAAAUGAAACGACAACAUACAAUGCCAGUUCAGAUUCAAAGUAAUGUUAUAAGAGUCGUACCAAAGCAUUUACGAAAAAGAAUAAAGAGUGCUGACGGUGAAAGCAAGAGAACAUCUUUGAAAUAAGGAAACGAGAAACUUUAAUCAAGAAAUUUCUUGUUAUUGUACCUACCUAUUUAGUGGAAAAAAAUACUUAAUCAGUUUAUUCUAUUUUUUUAUUAGAACCAAAAGUUUAACAUAUUUUCUUCCCUUAAACAGAUAAAACAUGAAAAAUUUAAAUUGUCACCGAAUGUUUGGUAGAGUAAAAUAUUGUAAAAGUUUUUCAAAUGGUCCAUAGGAAUGCAUGGAUAUUUUGUCUUAGUUGUCUCGGCUUCAAAAGAAGAAUAUGAGAAAAAAAAUUAGUAAAUGAUCAUCUUAUUUAAUUUAUAAAAAUAUAAUAAAUGUUAAUAAUAUACCUAUACAUAAUAUGAAAUUUAUGUUUAAUGCUUGAUGUGAAAAAAGAGACAAAUUGUUCUAUUUUCUUGAAAACUGUUCUAAUGAACUUAAGGGGAACUUUAAGCUAUGGUUGAUUUUAGAAACUCAUCUAUUUACUUUAUAUUUAACUUGUACGACAGUUUAAACAAAUGUUAUAUGUUCCCACCACUUAGGAUGUUUCACUUGCUGUUAUACAUAUUUGGUGUUCACUUUCAAAUGUCUUUGACAGUAUUUAGUAAUAUCCUGGAACGUAAUAAAACUUAUAACCGUUACUGAAAUUUCACGAAGAAAAAUCUUCUAUUAAGUAGCAAGUAUAGCAUGAUAGCUAAUCAGAAAAUUGUCGUACAACAAAAAUUUCCACUCCAUAAAAUGAGUAAAAUCAGUGAAUCUAACUAAAUAUUAGAAAAAAAUGUCUUAGGAGAAAUGUUCAUCCUUCCUACUCCAUAAACGAAACCUAAA
Messenger RNA from Clunio marinus, 3375 nucleotides. NCBI's taxonomy places the organism in Eukaryota, Metazoa, Arthropoda, Insecta, Diptera, Chironomidae. The record is from the annotation of a GenBank genome assembly.